ACUGGGGUAGUUGAGAAAAUAAAAAAAUUGUAAAAUGCAAAAGUAGUGGAAGAAUAAGAAGAGAGAAAGUAUUAUGUUGGAUCCACCAAGUUUGAGAAAUGAAUUAAAUAUUGUAAAAGCUUUCCAAAAAAGGAAAUAAAGCAAGUAUUUAAAAACAGCCGGAAAAGAAUAGUGGAACAUGUAUUUAAAAACAGGGAGUAAGAGAUUGAUGUAAAAUUAGCAAAACCAUAAUUUACUUACACUUAUGGUUUCACUGAGAUAAACUCAUGAAAUUUCCCAAAAAAAAAAUCCAUGAAAUAGUCAAGUCAAUUCUACCUAAAUUAAAAAUCUAAUGCCUAAGUGGUUUAAACCUUAGUAGCAACGUCAGGAGCACGAGAACAGGGGACAACAUGAACAAAAUAUGACCGUUGGGCAAAAAGGAAAGAAAAUCUAUAACACCAAAUUAAAAAUCCCAUUAGAUUACAUUUAUUUUCUUCCCUUAUUAAUCCAACGACUAAUUUGUGAAAAAAAAAACCACUAAUUACAAACAUCAUUCACACUCCUCCUCUACUUAUUUCGUCAAUUCAAAUAAUCAAAUCACAAAUUUUAGAACCAAUUCUUCUUCCAUUUUCUCUUUCUCUCUCCUCAAAUUCUUCUCUCAUUUGUGUUUGGUUGUGGGAAUUAGGAAUCCAAUUCUGGGGUUUUUUUUUAUCUUCUUCAUUUUCUAGAUUUUCUGCAGAUGAUGUGACAUUAUUCAGUUUGAAAAAAAGAAAAAGAAAAAGGGACGGUCCAUAAUUAUAAUUGUAGCAUAUUCUUCAAGAUCAAAACUUUAUUGUAAAGGGGUUUUAUUAAAUCAAAAAAUGGCAGUUGAAAUUGAAGGAAAUCGUCAAGUAGAAGAAGAAAUGGUUGCAAACACUAUGCAAAUGGUGGAAAGUGGUGGUGGUGUUGAAAGUCAUCCUUAUGCAUUUCAUGUUUCUGGGCCGAGGAAUCUUUCUUCCCCUAAUUGGAGAGAUAUUAUCAAUUCUAGCUGGAAAGAUGGCAAUUAUAAAAGAACAGUCAUGGCGUGUUUCAUACAAGCUGCUUACCUGCUAGAGCUUGACAGGCAAGAAAACAGAACACCUGAUAAUGCUUUGGCUCCGAAGUGGUGGUUGCCUUUCAAGUACAAACUAACCCAGACCUUAAUCGAUGAGAGAGAUGGAUCCAUAUUCGGAGCAGUACUUGAAUGGGACCGCUCUGCAGCUUUGGCCGACUUCAUUUUCAUGCGGCCAAGUGGGGCCCCAAAGGCUGUUUUAGCUCUAAGAGGAACAAUCCUCAAGAGUGUGACAAUUCGAAGGGAUUUAACUGAUGACCUCCGUUUCCUUGCUUGGGAAAGUUUAAAAGGUUCAGUAAGAUUCAAAGUGGCUUUUGAUGCUCUCAAAUCAAUUGCAGACAAGUAUGGAAGUGGCAAUGUCUCUAUUGUCGGUCAUUCAUUAGGUGCUGGGUUUGCCCUUCAAAUUGGAAAGGCAUUAGCCAAAGAAGGAAUAUAUGUGGAGGCUCAUUUAUUCAACCCACCUUCGGUUUCCCUAGCCAUGAGCCUUAAGAAUCUAGGAGAGAAAGCGGUUUUUGGUUGGAAGAGAAUCAGGGCAAUGCUUCCUUCAGGAGCCGAAAUCCAGAGCAUAUCAUCAGAUGAUCAGAACAAGGUGGCAAAUGAAGUGUUGAGAAAAUGGGUACCGCAUUUGUAUGUAAAUAACAGUGAUUAUGUAUGCUGCUAUUAUGCUGAUCCAACCGGAAGUAUUGAAGCCGGAAACAACAGUGGCAGUAAGGAAAAUGUGGCUCCUGUGAACAACAAUGCUGCCAGUGUGGCUGCAAAGCUCUUUGUAUUGUCCAAGGGAAAUCAGAAGUUUCUCGAUGCUCAUAGAUUGGAGCAGUGGUGGGCUGAUGAUCUAGAACUUCAGACCGUUAUAAACAACAGCAAGCUGAUUAGUCGGCAACUCAAAUCUUUGUAUCAACUCCCAGCAUCACAGCAGGCAGUACCAGGGAAGCAAAGAUAGCAUCCAGGGAAUGAGGGAACCCAAAAUGAUGCGACAACUGAUGCAAAGUAUUUCUUUUUCAUCUCAUUGUCCUCAUAAUUGUGAUCAUAUGUUUUACAAUUGAGAAUUUUAAUCAUUUUUCCUAAAGUAAUCUUCAGAAACUUUGGGCCUAUUGGUCUUGCAAAGAGUUAAUGUAAAUCCCCUUCAAAUAACUAGCAAUAUCUUCUGAUUACUUGUUUAGUAUAGCUUCUUAAUAUUGAACUAUCCUUGAUCUAA
This is a messenger RNA of Chenopodium quinoa (quinoa), 2264 nucleotides long. Its product is annotated as GDSL esterase/lipase At4g10955-like. Lineage: Eukaryota; Viridiplantae; Streptophyta; Magnoliopsida; Caryophyllales; Amaranthaceae. The record is from RefSeq and is a predicted model, not a curated record. The transcript has 2 exons. The coding region runs from base 840 to 2009 and encodes 389 amino acids.